AUUACAUAAUGCACAAGAAGAAGGUGAAAAUUAUGUUUAACAGAAAGCUCAGCGGGAAGAAAACUGAAGGCAGCAAAUUAGGAUCACACUAUACCGCAAGAGGAAGGAAGACUAGCUCAAUAGAAGACAAAGCUAGCAUAGCUGAAAUUUCAGCUAAGAACAAUAAUCCUUCAACAGGAAGACAUUGAAUUGAGACUAAGAACAAACUGAAUUAUAGCCCAAUGAGCAUUAAUGGAAAACUAGCUUAUGGAAAUAUGGGGUCUUCAACUCCUAUAAACUUUAAGAAAGCUCCUCCUGUGUCUUUGAAAUCUGGAAAAUUUAUCAACACAGAUAGACCUAAAACCGGUAUGAUUCAUUCACGAGUUAAAGCAUGUAAAUCUAGAAGAGCAGAGCCUCGGUCAGUAAAUCUUUUCGAAAAAGACCCAAUCAAAGACUGCGCUGAAGAAAAAGAAACUGGUGAGAAUAAAUCUGGUCUAAACAGCUACAUUAGCGAGAGUCAUCGGCUUUCUAAAACUGGAGGAAUUUAUGGGAAAUAUUCGACAGGAAAACAUUUAGACAACAAAGUAUCUUCCAAACUUUCUCAUGAAGUAAUGCAUGUUAAGGGACAAUUUGUCCAUGGCUCACCAAAAGAAAGGAAUGUAGCAUCCUUUAUGCCAACGAAUGCAAAAUCAGUUGAGAAAAUGGAGUCGAUUAAAAAUACUAGCAAGAUUAGACCGAUUCUGGUAAGCUUACAAAGUUCAACUAAAGCAACUGAGAAGAAAGCUGUCAAAGGAGCCCUAAAAGCGAAACGGAAGGGAACUGCUACAGAUUUUAGGAAAAGAAAGAGCACAGAUAGUUCAGGGAAAACUUAUCAGGCAACAGCAAAGAGGAAGCCUCACCAAAAAGGGUCAAAUCUUAAAGGAAAACCAGAUGAAAAACCUAAACCUUUGAUGAGUUUCAAAACCUCUUUAGAAAAGAAACCCCAUAUCAUUGUUGAAGGGAGACAUGUUGAGAUAGACUUUUGAGAGUUAGAGAGAAGGCCAGAACCUCCAAGGUCUAAGUCAUGAAUGAAGAAGGCUACCAAUACAGAGAAGCCAAAGGCUACUAAAACUGUGACAUUUGCAGAUAGAUUAAUCGUCAAUGAGGACUCUUUAGACUCCGAUAUGAUGGAAAGGAUUCAUCAUAACUUGGAGUAUAAUGAUGAUAGAAUAUUCGAGAAUCUUAGUAUUUUCCAACAGCUCUCAAGAGACAAUAGUGAAAUUAAGCCAGCCACAGAGGAUACUAAAAAGGUAGAAGAUAGGAAAGAAAAUGAGGCUAGCAAUGACCAGCCCGCUAUAGGUGAUUCUGGCAAUAAAGAUUUCACUGAUAUUGAGCAAAACCAAGGAAUCCUGAGCAGCUGUGAAGAGUCAGGAGCUAUAAAUGAUUCAAAGAAGGAGAAGAAACCAAAAGAGCCUUUCUUUGAGGCACAAGUCUCUGUGAUUGAAAGAAUGGAAGAAACCAAAGAAGCCUAUGAAAUUAUAAAAGAAUUCUCAAAUCUAGAUUUUAGUAAGAGCGGGAAUCAGGAAAACAGCUCUGGUUUUAUGAAGCUAAAUGACAGUCUAAUCAAAAGCAGAGAAGUCCUAAAGGACAAGAGUAUUAAAAGAGAGUCUAUUAAACAAUUGAGCAGUAAUAAGAAGAUAAAAGACUCCUUUUUAUUUAAAAAUAUGGAACAACAAGAUGAAAGUUCAGUCAAUUACAAGCAAUCUCCUUCUUUAGUUGGAACAAAGGAAUUCUUAGAAGGGAAACCUCAAUCCUCUAAGAAUUUAGAAAACAAGAUUGACAAUAUAAAGAAAGAUUCAACUCAAAUGGAGUUUGAAGCAGACUUACCUAAUGACAACUUCUUUGAAGAGAAAGGAAGUGAGAGCAUAAUUGAAAAGAAUGAUGAAGAAUCUAAAUUUGUCGAUGAGGAAUCCUACAGCAUGGUGUAUCUCACCAAACAGCAAAAUAGUAAUAAUCCCCAAUCUUCUUUAAAGCUCAAUUUUGCUAAUUCGUUAGACAACAAUACUAAAGAGUUGUCCAAGAUCGAAGACAUAGAAGGUUCGGAGGAUAACAAGGAUGAUGAGAAGAUAAAGCUGGAGUACAGCAGUCAGAAGCAAGAGGAGGAAAACUCAAUUAGCCAAAUGAAUUCUCCAAUGUUUAAAGCCGAAUCCACUAUUUCGUAUAAUCAAGACCCUAGUAAAAUAGAAGUAGACCCAGAGAAAUCAGAUACUAUUGGGCUAAUUCUUGAGGAGGAAGCCAAGAGUAAACCUGAGAGGCAAGAUAUUGCUAUUGAGAAGCAGGAUAGCACAUCGGAGAAACCAUCUGCAACCAAGGAUAUACACAAAAAGGUAAGCGAAUUCAACUCUCUCAGCGAAAUCUUUGGAGAUCGAGUCGAUUUCGACAUGUCAACUAUCAAGGAGAUGAUGGAAUCACUUGAAGAGGAUUCUUUUCAGUUUGCUAAUUCAAAAACAGAGAUUAACAAGCCUAAGGCUGGGCUCAAGCUCACUCCAAGAGAUGAGCGUUCUCAGAAUAGUUUUGAGAAAAUCAUUAAAUAUAUGAAGAAAGAGAUCUCCAAAAUUGAUACAGUAAAAAGAAGAGAAAAGAAUCCAGAAAAAGUUGCUAAUAUUAUCAAGAACUUUAUCCAGAAUGUGAAAAGGAUCGAAAUUUCUCCAAGAAUUGAAGAGAAAUCAGGAAAUAUUCAAUUCAAAGCUUCUCAGCAAUUAACCAGUAACAUGGAGACUCCAGAGCCUAAGGAGGAUAUUCCUAAGUCACAGACAACUGUCAGUGUAAAUACUGCAGCAACAAAGAAAGUAGGGAAGCAAGAACUCUAUGUAGAAGAAGGGAUGAAUUCAAAUAAUGAAUCUCCAUCAGACAAUGGGUCUUAUGUAUUUGAGGAGGAGAAUAUUAUGAAAGAUAUGGCAGAGCCUAUUCCCAAUAAGCUUCCUCCAAUGGCUACUCACUAUACAAAAUCACAAGAAGAUCAACAUGAAAAUGAUGAUUGAUUCAAUAAUAAAGGAGUUAAUAGAGGCUUCCAGGAAUUUAUGAGCAACAAGAAUAAAUAGGAUUUUAUCCCAGAUCGCAUCAAAGGAUGAAUUUAGGACGCCUUAUAACAUGACAAUAACUGAAGGAAAGUUCCCAAAGAUGGCCAAGGGAAAGGAAGACAACAAGUUGAAAAAGAAUAAGAGUACCCAGAAUAAGAGCCAUAUGAGUGAGAAUUCUUCUCAUGAAACAUUUAAAAAGUAUUGGUCCAAAUUCUUCGGACAGUAACUGAUCAUUAAUUAUGGAUAGUAAAUUAUUUUCUGUGUUU
Molecule: messenger RNA, 3304 nt
Organism: Moneuplotes crassus
Lineage: Eukaryota; Ciliophora; Spirotrichea; Euplotida; Euplotidae
Source: the annotation of a GenBank genome assembly